UUAUUUGGAAAGACUGAUGGGAGUGGUGAAAUGAGGGAAGUGGAUAUAUGGAGAGAUACCCUCUUUUGCUUAACUAACACUUCAUCUCUCUCUCUCACUAGCACAAAUAUCUCUCUCUCUCUCACUCUCUAGCAUUUAUUUAUAUAAAUUUAUAAAAGCUACUGGUAAAGGUGCUAGACUGUGGAAAUGGGUCGAGCGAAGCUUUUCAUAGCAGCCCUGUUUGUUAUCUCCGUGAUUAUUGGAGUGAAAUGUGUUCGAGCCGAGGUGCACCAUCUGGUCGCCGGUGACCGUGGCUGGGACCCAUCUUCCGACGUCGCUUCUUGGUCCUCCGGCAGAACCUUCAUCGUCGGAGACAAAAUCUGGUUCAGCUACUCCGCAGCACAGGAAAGCGUUGUGGAGCUUAAAAGCAAGGAGGAAUACGAGUCGUGCGAUGUGAGCAACCCAAUUAGGAUGUACACGGACGGCAUAGAUAGCGUGACCCUUGACAGAAAAGGGAUCCGCUACUUCGCGAGUGGGAAGACUGAAAGUUGCAAAAAAGGCCUAAAGCUACACGUGGAGGUUCAGCCUCAAUCAACCAAAGAUGAAAUCCAGGCUGUUGGUUUAUCAGACAGCUCCUCCAAGGCCGUGGCAGCUGGGCCCACAACCCCUACCCCCUCUGCCUCUGCCCAACCCAAUGGACUUUCUCUUGUGUUGUUGUCCGUUGCAGUUGGACUUUUGUCCUGUCAUGUGGGCCUCUAAAUGCGACUUAUAAUAAUAUCCCUCUCUCAUCUUGCAACAUCUUUUGCAAUAGACAAAACACAUCAAUCGCAUGGGUGUUAAGUAUUCUAUGUUGUAUUCGAUGUUUGUCUAUUUUUUUUAUUUUUUUUUUUUGGUGUACUUUACAUUCUAUUUGUUUUAAUGUUAUGCAUCUAAUCAAAUGAGAUGACUUUA
Cornus florida is the source of this 930-nucleotide messenger RNA. Its product is annotated as mavicyanin-like. Bases 187 to 738 code for a protein of 183 amino acids. Gene Ontology annotation, molecular function: electron transfer activity. Lineage: Eukaryota; Viridiplantae; Streptophyta; Magnoliopsida; Cornales; Cornaceae. The transcript is spliced from 2 exons. Gene Ontology annotation, cellular component: plasma membrane. The record is from RefSeq and is a predicted model, not a curated record.